This is a messenger RNA of Galeopterus variegatus (Sunda flying lemur), 1572 nucleotides long. RefSeq names its product tryptophan--tRNA ligase, cytoplasmic. The transcript is spliced from 9 exons. The record is from RefSeq and is a predicted model, not a curated record. Gene Ontology annotation, biological process: tryptophanyl-tRNA aminoacylation. Bases 81 to 1124 code for a protein of 347 amino acids. Gene Ontology annotation, cellular component: cytoplasm. Gene Ontology annotation, molecular function: ATP binding; tryptophan-tRNA ligase activity. Lineage: Eukaryota; Metazoa; Chordata; Mammalia; Dermoptera; Cynocephalidae.
UCUUUUGCAACCUAGUCUUGUGUCAACCUCUGAACAAAUCCUUUGACACGCUAGCCAGCCGUCAACUUAGGUCUUAGAAGAUGGCAGACAGGCCCAAUGGCAAGCCCUGUGCCUCUCCGCUGGAGCUGUUCAACAGCAUAGCUGCUCAAGGGGAGCUCGUGAGGUCCCUCAAAGCCACAAAGGCAAAAGAGGAUGAAAUUGAUUCUGCAGUAAAGACGUUGCUAUCAUUAAAAAUGAGCUACAAAGCUGCCAUGGGGGAGGAUUACAAGGCUAACUGCCCUCCAGAGAACCCAGCACCUGGGAGUAAUAGUGACCCAAAUGCUAUAGAACCUGAAGUGGAUUUUGUGGACCCAUGGACAGUGCAGACUAGCAGCGCAAAAGGCAUUGACUAUGACAAGCUCAUUGCUUUCAUCUUCUCUGACCUCGAGUACAUGGGGAUGAGCCCAGGCUUCUACAAGAAUGUGGUAAAGAUUCAGAAGCAUGUUACCUUCAACCAAGUGAAAGGCAUUUUCGGCUUCACCGAUAGUGACUGCAUUGGGAAGAUCAGUUUUCCUGCCAUCCAGGCUGCUCCCUCCUUCAGCAACUCAUUCCCGCAGAUCUUCCAGGGCAGGACGGACAUCCAGUGCCUUAUCCCGUGUGCCAUUGAUCAGGAUCCUUACUUUAGGAUGACGAGGGACGUCGCCCCUAGGAUUGGCUAUCCUAAGCCAGCCCUGCUGCACUCGACCUUCUUUCCUGCCCUGCAGGGUGCCCAGACCAAAAUGAGUGCCAGCGACCCCAAUUCCUCCAUCUUCCUCACCGACACAGCCAAGCAGAUCAAGACCAAGGUCAACAAGCACGCAUUCUCCGGAGGGAAAGACACCAUUGAAGAGCACAGGCAGCUCGGGGGCAACUGCGACGUGGACGUGUCUUUCAUGUACCUGACCUUCUUCCUUGAGGACGAUGACAAGCUCGAGCAGAUCAGGAAGGACUACACCAGUGGAGCCAUGCUCACAGGCGAGCUCAAGAAAGUGCUCAUAGAGGUUCUGCAGCCCUUGAUCGCCGAGCACCAGGCCCGGCGCAAGGAGGUCACUGAUGAGAUCGUGAAAGAGUUCAUGACGCCCCGGAAGUUGUCCUUCAGCUUUUAGUAACAGUUAUUUUAUAUAUGCUUAUAAAGAGACAUAAUUUAUCGGUAAUCCCAGCCCAAUCACAUCGCCACUAACUGUAGGCUUCUGUCAUGUGGUAAUUACCAGGCCUGUCUGUAAAUGUGUUAUCGAUACUGUUUCUUCCCAUUCAUUUAUCAUUUCUGUCUCUUGUUGGCAAAACACCACAGGGUGAUUGGGUGUUGGCUAACAUUGCAUGGUCAGUUAGAGAAGUCCAGCUGUGAGACUCUCCCACAAAGCAGCCCCAAGGAUGUGGAGCUUCUGGUCGGAAGUCCAUAGGCCAGCCAGUUCUGGUCCACAGAGGACUGUCCAUUUGAAAGCAGCCUAGGGUUCCAAAGAUACUCUCAAAACCUGUUCUAUUAAAAUAUGUAUUCUGGGCCGGCCCGGUGGCGCACUGGAGAGUGCGCCGCUUGGGAGUGCAGCGGCGCUCCCG